Molecule: messenger RNA, 1041 nt
Organism: Ricinus communis (castor bean)
Lineage: Eukaryota; Viridiplantae; Streptophyta; Magnoliopsida; Malpighiales; Euphorbiaceae
Product: ras-related protein RHN1
Exons: 7
Coding region: 191-793 (200 amino acids)
Molecular function (GO): GTPase activity; GTP binding
Source: RefSeq, a predicted model, not a curated record
GACCAUUCUUCACUUAAAUUCCCUCUGUCAUCUACUUUGAUAUUGCUUGUCAAACUGAAUACAUGUUUAGCUUUUCAAACAUCAACCACUCUUAUCUCUAAAAUCAAUUAUACAUUUACAGGCUUUCUCUCAAUCUCUCCUAUCGGAAAUAUCUGUGUACAUUUUGAGUCAUUGAUCAUCAAAGUUUGCAAUGACAAAGCCUGGCAACAGGAUCAUUCAAGCCAAGCUGGUGCUUUUGGGGGACGUGGGGACUGGGAAAACCAGUUUGGUCUUAAGAUUUGUCAAGGGCCAGUUCUUUGAUCACCAGGAACCAACUAUAGGAGCAGCAUUUUUCACACAGAUUUUAUCGUUAGCUGAAGCAACUGUGAAGUUUGAUAUAUGGGACACAGCAGGUCAAGAAAGAUACCAUAGCUUGGCUCCAAUGUACUAUCGCGGUGCAGCAGCAGCAUUAGUUGUGUAUGAUAUCUCAAGCAUGGAUACAUUCAUUAGAGCCCAAAAGUGGGUUCAAGAACUGCAAAGACAAGGAAACCCAAAUUUGGUUAUGGCAUUGGUGGCAAACAAAUUUGACCUGGACUCGAAGAGAGAGGUGCAGAAUGAGGAGGGGGAUCAAUUUGCUCAAGAGAAUGGGAUGUUUUUCAUAGAAACAUCUGCAAAAACUGCUCAUAACAUUAAUGAUCUUUUCUAUGAAAUGGCAAAAAGAUUGUCAAAAGCUCAUCCUCCCAAACCUGCUGGUGUGAAUCUAAACGAUGAAACACAAAGUAGAACAAGAAAACUUCUUUGUUGUUCUGGGUGAUAUGCGGCAUCUAGAGUCCCUCUAUAACCGCUUGUUUCAAGCUCUCUUGGCAUUGAUGUAUAAAGAAGUAUAACUGCUUUUGGAGAGAUGGUCAUUCCUUCCUUGCUUCCCUUUUCCACCACAGAAAAAUCAAGAUUUUGGUUUCUCUAAAGUAUAACUGCUUUUGUACAAGUUGAACAUGAAUCUUUGUAAAGGAACUGCUUACAGGAAAUAAAUAUCAUAUAUAUAUGCAUUGCAUUUGACUGCAA